AUGGCGUUUGUUGCAACACAAGGGGCCACGGUGGUUGACCAAACCACGCUGAUGAAAAAAUACCUUCAGUUCGUGGCAGCUCUCACAGAUGUAAACACACCUGAUGAAACAAAGUUAAAAAUGAUGCAGGAAGUUAGUGAAAAUUUCGAGAAUGUGACUUCCUCUCCUCAAUAUUCCACAUUCCUGGAACAUAUCAUCCCUCGAUUCCUUACGUUUCUUCAAGAUGGAGAAGUUCAGUUUCUUCAGGAGAAACCAGCCCAGCAACUGCGGAAGCUUGUUCUUGAAAUAAUUCAUCGGAUACCAACCAACGAGCAUCUUCGUCCUCAUACAAAAAAUGUUUUAUCUGUGAUGUUUCGCUUUUUAGAGACGGAAAAUGAAGAAAACGUUCUUAUUUGUCUAAGAAUAAUUAUUGAACUACACAAACAGUUCAGGCCACCCAUCACCCAGGAAAUUCAUCAUUUUUUGGAUUUUGUGAAACAGAUUUACAAGGAGCUUCCAAAAGUAGUGAACCGCUACUUUGAGAACCCUCAGGUGAUCCCUGAGAACACCGUCCCUCCCCCAGAGAUGGUCGGAAUGGUCACGACGAUCGCUGUGAAGGUGAACCCCGAGCGUGAUGACAGCGAGACAAGAGCCCAUUCCAUCAUUCCCAGAGGAUCGCUUUCUUUGAAAGUGUUGGCAGAAUUGCCCAUCAUUGUUGUCUUAAUGUAUCAGCUCUACAAACUGAAUAUCCACAAUGUCGUUGCGGAAUUUGUGCCCCUGAUCAUGAAUACCAUUGCAAUUCAGGUAUCUGCGCAAGCCAGGCAACAUAAACUUUACAACAAGGAGCUGUAUGCUGAUUUCAUUGCUGCUCAAAUUAAAACGUUGUCAUUUUUAGCUUACAUCAUUAGAAUUUACCAGGAGUUGGUGACUAAGUACUCUCAGCAAAUGGUCAAAGGGAUGCUACAGCUGCUUUCAAACUGCCCGGCGGAAACUGCGCACCUCCGGAAGGAGCUGCUCAUCGCUGCCAAGCACAUCCUCACCACUGAGCUGAGAAACCAGUUCAUUCCUUGCAUGGACAAGCUGUUUGACGAAUCCAUUCUGAUUGGCUCUGGAUACACCGCUCGGGAGACUCUCAGGCCCCUCGCUUACAGCACGCUGGCCGACCUCGUGCACCACGUCCGCCAGCACCUGCCCCUCAGCGACCUCUCCCUCGCCGUCCAGCUGUUCGCCAAGAACAUCGACGACGAGUCCCUGCCCAGCAGCAUCCAGACCAUGUCCUGCAAGCUCCUGCUGAACCUGGUGGACUGCAUCCGCUCCAAGAGCGAGCAGGAGAGCGGCAACGGGCGGGACGUGCUGAUGCGGAUGCUGGAGGUGUUUGUUCUCAAGUUCCACACCAUCGCGCGGUACCAGCUCUCUGCCAUUUUUAAGAAGUGCAAGCCUCAGUCUGAGCUCGGGGCCGUGGAGGCGGCCCUGCCUGGGGUGCCCGCGACCCCCGCAGCCCCGGGCCCAGCCCCCUCCCCAGCCCCCGUCCCGGCCCCCGCCCCACCGCCGCCCCCGCCGCCCACCCCUGCCACCCCCGUGACCCCAGCCCCCGUGCCGCCCUUUGAGAAGCAAGGCGAGAAGGACAAGGAGGACAAGCAGACGUUCCAGGUCACGGACUGCCGGAGUCUGGUCAAAACCCUGGUCUGCGGCGUCAAGACCAUCACGUGGGGCAUCACGUCGUGUAAAGCUCCUGGUGAAGCUCAGUUCAUCCCCAACAAGCAGCUACAGCCCAAAGAGACUCAGAUUUACAUCAAGCUUGUCAAGUACGCGAUGCAGGCCUUAGACAUUUAUCAGGUUCAGAUAGCAGGAAAUGGACAGACAUACAUCCGAGUAGCGAACUGCCAAACGGUGAGGAUGAAGGAAGAGAAGGAAGUGCUGGAGCACUUUGCUGGUGUCUUCACAAUGAUGAAUCCACUGACAUUUAAAGAAAUCUUUCAAACCACGGUCCCUUACAUGGUGGAAAGAAUCUCAAAAAAUUACGCUCUUCAGAUUGUUGCCAACUCCUUCCUGGCAAACCCUACUACCUCCGCUUUGUUUGCUACGAUCCUGGUGGAGUACCUCCUGGACCGCCUGCCAGAGAUGGGCUCCAACGUCGAGCUCUCCAACCUGUAUCUCAAGCUGUUCAAGUUGGUCUUCGGCUCUGUCUCCCUCUUCGCGGCUGAAAACGAGCAAAUGCUGAAGCCUCACCUGCACAAGAUUGUCAACAGCUCGAUGGAGCUCGCCCAGACGGCCAAAGAGCCCUACAACUACUUCCUGCUGCUGCGGGCCUUGUUCCGCUCCAUUGGGGGCGGGAGCCAUGAUCUCCUGUAUCAGGAAUUCCUGCCCCUCCUCCCCAACCUCCUGCAAGGGCUCAACAUGCUGCAGAGCGGCCUGCACAAGCAGCACAUGAAGGACCUGUUCGUGGAGCUGUGUCUCACGGUGCCCGUGCGGCUGAGCUCGCUGCUGCCCUACCUGCCCAUGCUCAUGGACCCGCUGGUGUCGGCGCUCAACGGCUCCCAGACGCUGGUCAGCCAAGGCCUGCGGACGCUGGAGCUGUGCGUGGACAACCUGCAGCCUGACUUCCUGUAUGACCACAUCCAGCCCGUGCGCGCCGAGCUCAUGCAGGCUUUGUGGCGCACCUUACGUAACCCCGCGGACAGCAUCUCGCACGUGGCCUACCGCGUCCUCGGGAAGUUCGGCGGCAGCAACAGGAAGAUGCUCAAGGAGUCCCAGAAGCUGCUGUACGUCGUGACUGAAGUUCAGGGCCCCAGCGUCACCGUGGAGUUUUCUGACUGUAAAGCGUCCCUUCAGCUCCCGAUGGAGAAGGCCAUUGAAACAGCCCUCGACUGCCUGAAGAGCGCCAACACCGAGCCCUACUACCGGAGGCAGGCGUGGGAAGUGAUCAAGUGCUUCCUGGUGGCGAUGAUGAGCCUGGAGGACAACAAGCACGCGCUCUACCAGCUCCUGGCCCACCCUAACUUUACGGAAAAGACCAUCCCCAACGUCAUCAUAUCACAUCGCUACAAAGCACAGGACACCCCAGCCCGGAAGACCUUCGAGCAGGCCCUGACUGGAGCAUUCAUGUCUGCGGUCAUUAAAGAUCUGCGGCCCAGCGCCCUGCCCUUUGUGGCCAGCUUGAUCCGCCACUACACAAUGGUGGCGGUCGCCCAGCAGUGUGGCCCCUUCCUGCUCCCGUGCUACCAGGGGGGCAGCCAGCCCAGCACCGCCAUGUUCCACAGCGAGGAGAACGGGUCCAAAGGGAUGGACCCCCUGGUCCUCAUUGACGCCAUCGCCAUCUGCAUGGCGUAUGAGGAGAAGGAGCUCUGCAAGAUUGGGGAGGUGGCCCUCGCCGUGAUCUUCGACGUGGCGAGCAUCAUCCUGGGCUCGAAGGAGCGGGCGUGCCAGCUGCCCCUCUUCUCCUAUAUCGUGGAGCGCCUGUGCGCCUGCUGCUACGAGCAGGCCUGGUACGCGAAGCUGGGCGGCGUGGUGUCCAUCAAGUUCCUCAUGGAGCGCCUGCCCCUCACCUGGGUGCUGCAGAACCAGCAGACCUUCCUCAAAGCACUGCUCUUCGUCAUGAUGGACCUGACGGGCGAGGUUUCCAACGGGGCGGUCGCCAUGGCCAAGACCACCCUGGAGCAGCUUCUGAUGAGGUGUGCGACGCCCCUCAAGGACGAAGAGAGGGCGGAGGAGAUCGUGGCGGCCCAGGAGAAGUCCUUCCACCACGUGACCCACGACCUGGUGCGGGAGGUCACGUCCCCGAACUCCACUGUGCGGAAGCAGGCCAUGCACUCUCUGCAGGUGCUGGCCCAGGUCACCGGGAAGAGCGUGACCGUGAUCAUGGAGCCGCACAAGGAGGUCCUCCAGGACAUGGUCCCCCCUAAGAAGCACCUGCUGCGACACCAGCCCGCCAAUGCCCAGAUCGGCCUGAUGGAGGGGAACACGUUCUGCACCACGCUGCAGCCCCGGCUCUUCACGAUGGACCUCAACGUGGUGGAGCACAAGGUGUUCUACACAGAGCUCUUGAACUUGUGCGAGGCUGAAGAUUCGGCUUUAACAAAGCUGCCCUGUUACAAAAGCCUGCCGUCGCUUGUGCCUCUACGGAUCGCGGCCCUAAAUGCACUUGCGGCCUGCAAUUAUCUUCCUCAGUCCAGAGAGAAGAUCAUUGCUGCGCUCUUCAAAGCCCUGAACUCAACCAACAGCGAGCUCCAGGAGGCCGGAGAAGCCUGCAUGAGAAAGUUUUUAGAAGGUGCUACCAUAGAAGUAGACCAGAUCCACACUCACAUGCGCCCGCUGUUGAUGAUGCUGGGGGACUAUCGGAGCCUGACGCUCAACGUCGUCAAUCGUCUGACCUCGGUGACCAGGCUCUUCCCAAACUCCUUCAAUGAUAAAUUUUGUGAUCAGAUGAUGCAACAUCUGCGAAAGUGGAUGGAAGUGGUGGUCCUCACCCACAAAGGGGGCCAGAGGAGCGACGGAAAUGAGAUGAAAAUCUGCUCUGCCAUCAUAAACCUUUUUCAUCUGAUCCCAGCUGCGCCCCAGACUCUGGUCAAGCCUCUGCUAGAGGUAGUGAUGAAGACCGAACGGGCCAUGUUGAUCGAGGCUGGCAGUCCCUUCAGAGAACCUCUGAUCAAGUUCCUGACGCGCCACCCCUCGCAAACGGUGGAGCUGUUCAUGAUGGAGGCGACGCUGAACGACCCCCAGUGGAGCCGCAUGUUCAUGAGUUUCUUAAAACACAAAGAUGCCAGACCUCUUCGAGAUGUGCUGGCGGCCAACCCCAAUCGGUUCAUCACACUGCUGUUGCCGGGCGGCACCCAGACGGCGGCGCGCCCUGGCUCGCCAAGCACCAGCACCCUGCGACUGGACCUGCAGUUCCAGGCCGUCAAGAUCAUCAGUAUCAUCGUUAAAAACGAAGACUCCUGGCUGGCCAGUCAGCACUCCCUGGUGAGCCAGCUGAGGCGUGUGUGGGUCAGUGAAACCUUUCAAGAAAGACACCGGAAGGAGAACAUGGCGGCCACCAACUGGAAGGAGCCCAAGCUGCUGGCCUACUGUCUGCUGAGUUACUGCAAGAAGAAUUUUGGAGACAUUGAGUUGCUAUUCCAGCUGCUCCGGGCCUUCACCGGUCGCUUCCUCUGCAACAUGACCUUCCUAAAGGAGUACAUGGAGGAGGAGAUUCCCAAAAACUACAACAUCGCCCAGAAACGGGCCCUGUUUUUUCGCUUUGUGGACUUCAAUGACCCCAACUUCGGAGAUGAGCUGAAAGCCAAGGUUCUGCAGCAUAUCUUGAAUCCUGCUUUCUUAUAUAGCUUUGAGAAGGGAGAAGGAGAGCAGCUCCUAGGACCUCCCAAUCCAGAGGGCGAUAACCCGGAGAGCAUCACCAGUGUGUUCAUUACCAAGGUCCUGGAGCCCGAGAAGCAGGCGGACAUGCUGGACUCGCUGCGCAUCCACCUGCUACAGUUUGCCACGCUGCUGGUGGAGCAUGCGCCCCAUCACAUCCACGACAACAACAAGAACCGCAACAGCAAGCUGCGCCGCCUCAUGACCUUCGCGUGGCCCUGCCUGCUGUCCAAGGCCUGCGUGGACCCCGCCUGCAAGUACAGCGGGCACCUGCUGCUGGCCCACAUCAUUGCCAAGUUCGCCAUCCACAAGAAGAUCGUCCUGCAGGUGUUCCACAGUCUUCUCAAGGCGCACGCCAUGGAAGCGCGCGCCAUUGUCAGGCAGGCAAUGGCCAUUCUGACCCCGGCGGUGCCUGCCCGGAUGGAGGACGGGCACCAGAUGCUGACCCACUGGACGAGGAAGAUCAUCGUGGAGGAGGGCCACACGGUCCCACAGCUGGUCCACAUCCUGCAUCUGAUCGUGCAGCACUUCAAGGUGUAUUACCCCGUGCGGCACCACCUGGUGCAGCACAUGGUGAGCGCCAUGCAGCGGCUGGGCUUCACGCCCAGCGUCACCAUCGAGCAGAGGCGGCUGGCCGUGGACCUGUCCGAGGUCGUCAUCAAGUGGGAGCUGCAGCGGAUCAAGGACCAGCAGCCCGAUUCAGACAUGGACCCGAACUCGAGUGGAGAAGGCGUCACCUCCGUCUCGUCUUCCAUCAAGAGAGGGCUGUCGGUGGACUCCGCGCAGGAGGUGAAGCGCUUCAGGACGGCCACGGGCGCCAUCAGCGCGGUGUUCGGGCGGAGCCAGUCUCUGCCGGGCGCAGACUCCCUGCUCGCCAAGCCCAUCGACAAGCAGCACACGGACACCGUGGUGAACUUCCUCAUCCGCGUGGCCUGUCAGGUUAACGACAACACCAGCGCGGCGGGCUCUCCUGGGGAGGUGCUGUCCCGCCGGUGUGUGACCCUCCUGAAGACGGCCUUGCGCCCAGACAUGUGGGCCAAGUCGGAGCUCAAGCUGCAGUGGUUCGACAAGCUGCUGAUGAGUGUGGAGCAGCCAAACCAGGUGAACUAUGGGAACAUCUGCACCGGCUUGGAAGUGCUGAGCUUCCUGCUCACUGUCCUGCAGCCGCCGGCCAUCCUGAGCAGCUUCAAACCCCUGCAGCGGGGCGUGGCCGCCUGCAUGACGUGCGGGAACACCAAGGUGCUGCGGGCCGUGCACAGCCUGCUGUCCCGCCUCAUGAGCCUCUUCCCCACCGAGCCGAGCACUUCCAGCGUGGCCUCCAAGUACGAGGAACUGGAGUGCCUGUACGCGGCCGUGGGCAAGGUCAUCUACGAGGGGCUCACCAACUACGAGAAGGCCACCAGCGCCAACCCCUCCCAGCUCUUCGGGACCCUGAUGAUCCUCAAGUCCGCCUGCAGCAACAACCCGAGCUACAUUGACAGGCUGAUCUCGGUCUUCAUGCGCUCCCUGCAGAAGAUGGUGCGCGAGCACCUGAGCCCGCAGGCCGCCUCGGGCAGCACGGAGGCCGCCUCAGGGACCAGCGAGCUGGUGAUGCUGAGUCUGGAGCUGGUGAAGACGCGCCUGGCCGUGAUGAGCAUGGAGAUGAGGAAGAACUUCAUUCAGGCCAUCCUGACCUCCCUCAUUGAGAAAUCCCCCGAUGCCAAAAUCCUCCGGUCCGUGGUGAAAAUUGUGGAAGAAUGGGUUAAAAACACUUCCCCGAUGGCGGCCAAUCAGACACCUACACUGCGGGAAAAGUCCAUUUUGCUUGUGAAAAUGAUGACCUACAUAGAAAAGCGUUUUCCAGAAGACCUUGAACUAAACGCGCAGUUUUUAGACCUUGUUAACUACGUCUACAGGGAUGAGACGCUGUCAGGCAGCGAGCUGACCGCGAAGCUUGAGCCGGCCUUUCUCUCGGGCCUGCGCUGUGCCCAGCCGCUCAUCAGGGCCAAGUUUUUCGAGGUUUUCGACAACUCAAUGAAGCGUCGCGUCUACGAGCGCCUGCUCUACGUGACCUGCUCCCAGAACUGGGAGGCCAUGGGGAACCACUUCUGGAUCAAGCAGUGCAUUGAGCUGCUCCUGGCCGUGUGUGAGAAGAGCACGCCCAUCGGGACCAGCUGCCAGGGUGCCAUGCUGCCCUCCAUCACCAACGUCAUCAACCUGGCCGACAGCCACGACCGCGCGGCCUUCGCCAUGGUGACGCACGUGAAGCAGGAGCCCCGGGAGCGCGAGAACAGCGAGUCCAAGGAGGAGGAUGUAGAGAUAGAUAUUGAACUGGCUCCUGGAGAUCAGACCAGCACGCCCAAAACCAAAGAGCUGUCUGAGAAGGACAUUGGAAACCAACUGCACAUGUUAACCAACAGACAUGACAAAUUUCUUGAUACGCUCCGGGAAGUGAAGACGGGAGCCCUGCUGGGCGCCUUCGUCCAGCUCUGCCACAUCUCCACCACGCUGGCUGAGAAGACAUGGGUCCAGCUCUUCCCCAGGCUGUGGAAAAUCCUGUCUGACAGACAACAGCAUGCUCUGGCGGGGGAGAUCAGCCCGUUCCUGUGCAGCGGCAGCCACCAGGUGCAGCGGGACUGCCAGCCCAGCGCCCUCAACUGCUUUGUGGAGGCCAUGUCCCAGUGUGUCCCGCCCAUCCCCAUCCGGCCCUGCGUCCUCAAGUACCUGGGCAAGACCCACAACCUCUGGUUCCGCUCCACCUUGAUGCUGGAGCACCAGGCCUUCGAGAAGGGGCUGAGCCUGCAGAUCAAGCCCAAGCAGACAGCCGAGUUCUAUGAGCAGGAGAGCAUCACUCCACCCCAGCAGGAGAUCCUGGACUCCCUUGCGGAGCUCUACUCUCUGCUGCAGGAGGAGGACAUGUGGGCGGGCUUGUGGCAGAAGCGCUGCAAGUACUCGGAGACGGCCACGGCCAUCGCCUACGAGCAGCACGGCUUCUUUGAGCAGGCGCAAGAGUCCUAUGAAAAGGCAAUGGACAAAGCCAAGAAGGAACACGAGAGGAGCAACGCUUCCCCCGCCAUUUUCCCGGAGUACCAGCUUUGGGAGGAUCACUGGAUCCGGUGUUCCAAGGAGCUGAACCAGUGGGAAGCCUUGACGGAGUACGGCCAGUCCAAAGGUCACAUCAACCCUUACCUGGUCCUGGAGUGUGCCUGGCGGGUUUCCAACUGGACCGCCAUGAAGGAAGCCCUGGUGCAGGUAGAGGUGAGCUGUCCGAAGGAGAUGGCCUGGAAGGUCAACAUGUACCGUGGGUACCUGGCUAUCUGCCACCCCGAGGAGCAGCAGCUGAGCUUCAUCGAGCGCCUGGUGGAGAUGGCCAGCAGCCUGGCCAUCCGCGAGUGGCGGCGGCUGCCCCAUGUGGUGUCACACGUGCACACGCCUCUGCUCCAGGCAGCCCAGCAAAUCAUCGAGCUUCAGGAGGCUGCUCAGAUUAACGCAGGCUUGCAGCCCAGCAACCUGGGGAGGAACAACAGCCUGCACGACAUGAAGACGGUGGUGAAGACAUGGCGGAACCGGCUGCCCAUCGUGUCGGACGACCUGUCCCACUGGAGCAGCGUGUUCAUGUGGCGGCAGCAUCAUUACCAGGCUAUUGUAACUGCAUAUGAAAACAGUUCUCAGCACGACCCAAGUUCAAACAAUGCUAUGCUUGGGGUUCACGCGUCGGCUUCAGCGAUCAUCCAAUAUGGAAAAAUUGCCCGGAAGCAGGGCCUGGUCAAUGUGGCUCUGGAUAUAUUAAGUCGUAUCCACACCAUUCCAACCGUCCCUAUUGUGGAUUGCUUCCAGAAGAUUCGUCAGCAGGUCAAAUGCUACCUCCAGCUGGCAGGCGUCAUGGGCAAGAACGAGUGUAUGCAGGGCCUUGAAGUUAUUGAAUCCACAAACUUAAAGUACUUCACAAAAGAGAUGACGGCUGAAUUUUAUGCACUGAAGGGGAUGUUCUUGGCUCAGAUUAACAAGUCUGAGGAAGCGAACAAAGCGUUCUCUGCGGCUGUGCAGAUGCACGACGUGCUGGUGAAAGCCUGGGCCAUGUGGGGCGACUACCUGGAGAACAUCUUCGUCAAGGAGCGGCAGCUGCAUCUUGGAGUGUCUGCCAUCACCUGCUACCUGCAUGCCUGCCGGCACCAGAACGAGAGCAAGUCGAGGAAGUACUUGGCCAAGGUGCUGUGGCUUCUGAGUUUUGACGAUGACAAAAACACCCUGGCAGAUGCCGUGGACAAGUACUGCAUCGGCGUGCCGCCCAUCCAGUGGCUGGCCUGGAUCCCGCAGCUGCUCACCUGUCUGGUCGGCUCUGAGGGGAAGCUGCUUUUGAACCUGAUUAGCCAGGUGGGACGUGUGUAUCCCCAGGCUGUAUACUUCCCCAUCCGGACCCUGUACCUGACGCUGAAGAUAGAGCAGCGGGAGCGCUACAAGAGCGAUUCUGGACAACAGCAGCCAAGUUCAGUGGGUAACCAGUCCCAUUCUGCAUCAGAUCCAGGGCCCAUAAGAGCCACGGCCCCCAUGUGGCGCUGCAGCCGUAUCAUGCACAUGCAGCGGGAGCUGCACCCGACGCUGCUGUCUUCCCUGGAAGGCAUCGUCGACCAGAUGGUCUGGUUCCGGGAGAACUGGCACGAGGAGGUCCUCAGGCAGCUCCAGCAGGGCCUGGCCAAGUGCUACUCGGUGGCCUUUGAGAAGAGCGGAGCAGUGUCGGACGCCAAGAUCACGCCCCACACCCUCAACUUCGUCAAGAAGCUGGUGAGCACGUUCGGGGUGGGCCUGGAGAACGUGUCCAACGUCUCCACCAUGUUCUCCAGCGCCGCCUCCGAGUCCCUGGCCCGACGCGCCCAGGCCACUGCCCAGGACCCCGUCUUCCAGAAGCUGAAAGGCCAGUUCACCACCGAUUUUGACUUCAGUGUUCCAGGAUCCAUGAAGCUUCAUAAUCUGAUUUCCAAACUGAAAAAGUGGAUCAAAAUCCUGGAGGCUAAAACCAAGCAGCUUCCAAAAUUCUUCCUCAUUGAAGAGAAGUGCCGGUUUCUGAGCAACUUCUCAGCACAGACGGCAGAGGUGGAAAUUCCCGGGGAGUUUCUGAUGCCGAAGCCGACACAUUACUACAUCAAGAUCGCUCGGUUCAUGCCCCGGGUGGAGAUCGUGCAGAAGCACAACACGGCCGCCAGGAGGCUCUACAUCCGCGGGCACAACGGCAAGAUCUACCCGUACCUGGUCAUGAACGAUGCCUGCCUGACCGAGUCGCGGCGGGAGGAGCGCGUGCUGCAGCUGCUGCGCCUGCUCAACCCCUGCCUGGAGAAGCGGAAGGAGACCACCAAGAGGCACCUGUUCUUCACAGUCCCCCGCGUGGUGGCCGUGUCCCCGCAGAUGCGCCUGGUGGAGGACAACCCCUCCUCGCUGUCGCUGGUGGAGAUCUACAAGCAGCGCUGCGCCAAGAAGGGCAUUGAGCACGACAACCCCAUCUCCCGCUACUACGACCGCCUGGCCACGGUGCAGGCACGCGGGACGCAGGCCAGCCACCAGGUCCUUCGCGACAUCCUCAAGGAGGUUCAGAGCAACAUGGUGCCCCGCAGCAUGCUCAAGGAGUGGGCCCUGCACACCUUCCCCAACGCCACUGACUACUGGACCUUCCGCAAGAUGUUCACCAUCCAGCUCGCGCUCAUCGGCUUCGCGGAGUUCGUCCUGCACCUCAACAGACUCAACCCCGAGAUGCUGCAGAUCGCCCAGGACACCGGCAAGCUGAACGUGGCCUACUUCCGCUUUGACAUAAACGACGCCACCGGGGACUUGGAUGCCAACCGCCCUGUCCCUUUCCGUCUCACGCCCAACAUCUCCGAGUUUCUGACCACCAUCGGCGUCUCCGGCCCCUUGACUGCGUCCAUGAUCGCCGUCGCCCGCUGCUUCGCCCAGCCCAACUUCAAGGUGGACGGCAUCCUGAAAACUGUGCUGCGGGACGAGAUCAUCGCCUGGCACAAGAAGACGCAGGAGGACACGUCGUCCCCGCUAUCAGCCGCCGGGCAGCCUGAGAACAUGGACAGCCAGCAGCUGGUGUCCCUGGUGCAGAAGGCUGUGACGGCCAUCGUGACCCGCCUGCACAACCUCGCCCAGUUCGAGGGCGGGGAGAGCAAAGUCAACACCCUCGUGGCCGCUGCCAACAGCCUGGACAACCUGUGCCGCAUGGACCCCGCCUGGCACCCUUGGCUGUGA
This is a messenger RNA of Rangifer tarandus platyrhynchus (Svalbard reindeer), 11550 nucleotides long. The record is from the annotation of a GenBank genome assembly. NCBI's taxonomy places the organism in Eukaryota, Metazoa, Chordata, Mammalia, Artiodactyla, Cervidae.